AUGGGCCAUAACCCAAGUAUCAACACAGCCAAUGAAACCGGUGUAAAUAAAGCUCAAUAUCAAAAUGAGACAGAGCUUUUAGAAUCAAUGGGCUAUAAACAAUUAUGGGGUGAUGCUAUGCUUGCUGCUGGAUCAAUUGCUGUUAUUUGGGGCUGGAUCCUUGUAUCUGUCUUUACCUUUAUUGUUGGUCUUUCUUUAGCAGAAAUUUGUUCUGCUUAUCCUAUUACAGGUGGUCUUUAUAUUUGGGUUUCUAAGCUUGCUCCUUCUGAAUGGGUUCCUCUAAUGUGUUGGUUAACUGGUUGGUGCAAUUGGCUAGGAUUAGUAAUUGCUAUAACUUCUGCUGAUCUUGGUCUUUCACAAUUUAUUGCGUCUAUCAUUCAUAUCAGUGAUUCAAAUAAUGAUCCAAGUAUCUAUUGGCAAUAUAGUAUUUUUAUUGUUAUUGCUAUAGUUCAUGGUAUUAUCAAUUCAGUCAGUGUUAAAUAUAAUGGAUUCUUUAAUCAGACUUCUCUUUAUUGGCAUCUUAUUGGCACUCUUAUCAUUGUUAUCGUUGGACUCGUUUUAACUCCCAACAAAGCAAGUGGAAAAUGGGUGUUUACCUACUUUCAUAAUGAGACUGGUUUCUCCUCAGGGGUCUAUGCUUUUUUAAUUGGUCUUUUACAAUCUCAAUAUACACUUUCUGGUUUUGAUAGUGCUGCUCAUAUGUCGGACGAAACUCGUGAUGCAGGACGUAGUGCGCCUCGUGGUAUACUUUAUGCUAUUGGAGCUGCAGCUGUUGUAGGAUUCAUUUUUUUAUUGUCUGUUAAUUUUUGUGUACAGGACUAUCAAUCACAAAUUAUCGAUACCACCAUUAGUCCCACUAUGACCAAGAUCUUUUUAGAUGGUGUUGGAUACCGAUGGACAGUUGUCUUUACGACCAUCAUCAUGGGGGCCAUGUUUUUCUCCGGCUCUGCUUUAACGUUAGGUAGUUCAAGAAUGGUCUAUGCCUUUGCUAGAGAUGGAGCUGUACCCUUUUCCAAGUAUCUUUCAAGAAUUAACCCCAAGACGAUGACACCUAUCUAUGCAGUCUGGUUUAAUAUUAUCUUUGCUAUCCUCGUCGGUCUACUCUAUAUUAUCAAUGAAACUGCCUUUAAUGCCAUCGUCUCCGUCAAUACCAUUGCUUCCUCUAUGGCUUAUUUUAUUCCAAUCGCUCUUAGAUUGACAGUCGCCCGAAAAUCCUUUAUUCCAGGUCCCUUUCAUCUAGGCCCCUUCUCAGACGUGAUUAAUGUAAUUAGUUUGUGUUGGAUCUUGUUGACCUCCAUUUUAUUUGUUUGUCCUACGGAAUAUCCUGUUACACCUGAUAACAUGAAUUAUGCUAUUGUUGUCUUUGUAGGUGUGAUAGGUGCAUCUGUUCUUUACUACUAUUUCAAGGCUCGUGAAUGGUUCCAUGGACCUGGUAAAAGGGGCAUCGUAGGGGAAGCAUAUCAUCAUCAUCAUCAUGAUCAUUCUCGAUCAGAUCAUUUCUCUAUAGAGACUACUACUGCUGCUACUACUACUACUACGGUAGAUUUAAACAAAAAGAAUUUUGAAACCCUUAAUCAAAGCCAAACUUGUAAUAGCUAUCAUACUUUUAAAAAGACAUUUCAAAUCAAUGAAGUUGAGCGUCUUUCCUAG
Messenger RNA from Cokeromyces recurvatus, 1650 nucleotides. RefSeq names its product amino acid permease-domain-containing protein. The coding region runs from base 1 to 1650 and encodes 549 amino acids. The transcript has 4 exons. Gene Ontology annotation, molecular function: transmembrane transporter activity. Gene Ontology annotation, cellular component: membrane. Gene Ontology annotation, biological process: transmembrane transport. The record is from RefSeq and is a predicted model, not a curated record. Lineage: Eukaryota; Fungi; Mucoromycota; Mucoromycetes; Mucorales; Mucoraceae.